UAUUAAGUGUGGGCGCGUUUGCUCACCUCAUUCUUUCAUUUGCAGUCUCUGACGCAUAUACCACCUCCAUCGGCAUGAAGCUCCUCUCGCUUUCCACGCUUGCACUUGCAGUCUUUGCCGUCGCGUCGGCCCAGCCCACGACACCGACCAAUGUCUCGGUGCCCGAAGCCGGUGUCGCGUCGGACAUCCCCGUCAUCGUGCAGCUUGGCAAAGACGCCGUUCUCGAUAUCACCAACCUCAUCAACGACUUUAAGGCCAUCAAGGCCAGCGGCUUCACGCGCGACCUCGUCCAGCAAGCGCUCGGCCACUUGCAGAGCGCGAUUGGCCACGGUGUCCGUGACGUCGGCCAGGCCAAGACGAUCCUUGACAACAUCAAGAACCUGCUCCAGAACGGCGGCACGCCCGCGGACGCGGCCGAGAUUUCAAGUGCGCUUCAAAAGAUCGUGCAGCUUUACUUCCCGACCAAGAUGCCGACCAACUCGACGAUCGCCGACGACAUCCAAAAGGCGUACGCCAUGGGCGCCGAGCUCCGUGCGGACUUUGAAGCGAUCGUCAAGGACCUCCAGCGCAUCGCGGCCGGCGGCUUGACGCCCGAGCUCACGCAGUCGAUCCUUGGCCACCUCCAGACGGCAUGGAGCCACGGCCUCAACAACCUCAAGGACGGCAAGAAGAUCGUCGACGACAUCAAGGCGAUCGUGCAGGGCGGCGGCGUCGACAUCAAGGACGGUGUCGCCAUCACGAACGCGAUCCAGUCGGUGCUCCAGCAGUUCCUUUUGACGCUCGACCCGAACCCGAAGGUCUGCAUCCGCGACGGUGUCGGCCGCGGCUUUGGCACGCCCGUCGUCAACCAGUGCUUGGAAGGCGAGGAGGCCUACGGUGCGCUCUGCUACCCCAAGUGCAAGGAAGGCUAUGAAAAGGUGGGUUGCUGCCUCUGCCGCAAGAAGGGCUGCAGCGGCGCCGAGGGUGUCACCGAUGUUGGCGCCUCGUGCACCAAGCCCAAGGCGUACGGCCGUGGCGCCGGCUACACGCUCUGGAACCAAGACAAGUGCAAUGCUGAAAACAACGGCCAGUGCGAGAAGAACGGCCUCAUGUGGUACCCCAAGUGCAAGCCGGGCUACCACAACUUUGGCUGCUGCAUUUGCACGCCCGACUGCCCCGCGGGCACGACGGACGACGGCGCGUUCUGCCGCAAGGACCACUAUGGCCGUGGUGUCGGUGUCUCGCGCCUUGGUUGCGACAAGGGCCUCGAGAAGAGCGGUCUCUUUUGCUACAAGCCGUGCGCGCCCGGCUACAAGGGCGUCGGUCCCAUGUGCUGGCCCCAGUGCCCGCCGUCGAUUCCGUCCAACUGCGGCCUCUUCUGCACGUCGACGAGCGCCACGUGUGCCUCGAGUGCGAUCGAGAUCAUUGGGUCUGUCGCCAAGAUCGCGUUGAGUGCUGUCAACAACGAUACGGCCGGCGCCAUCUCGACGGGUAUUCAGGCAGGCGCGAAGGUCAUCACGCUCGAGAAGUGCCCCAAGCCCUAA
Messenger RNA from Saprolegnia parasitica CBS 223.65, 1523 nucleotides. RefSeq lists its product as hypothetical. The record is from RefSeq and is a predicted model, not a curated record. The coding region runs from base 75 to 1523 and encodes 482 amino acids. The transcript has a single exon. Lineage: Eukaryota; Oomycota; Saprolegniomycetes; Saprolegniales; Saprolegniaceae.